AUGUAUCUCGCCAAUUCCUUUCGCUCGCCCGAACACCAUAGCGUUGAAAACCAUCGACAGGGCAGUCAUUUUCACAAGGACACAAACAUACUGCUUCUCCUACUCUCUCUUUUUUUCUCUCUAUCUCUCAUUUCUCACUCACUCGCUCACACAGGGCAGACUCACUCACUCACUUAUAUGUUCUUUCUAUGUCACGCACACACUCUCUGUCGCUCACAUAUGCACACUAUUUCUGUCUCAUUCAUACGCUUUCUCCUUCUUGCGCUCUCUCACUGUUUCACACUUUUCUCUCUUGUAUACUCUUUCCCUCUCUUGCACUCUCUUUCUCUCUCACAUAUUCUCUCUAAUCUUUCUCAUAUACGCACUUGCAUGCUCUCUCUCUCUCUCUCUCUCUCUCUCUCUCUCUCUCUCUCUCUUUCAUAUACACACACAUAUGCACACAAAUGUGCACACCACCAUACCACUAGUCUUUCUUUACAUAUUCGCUAA
This is a messenger RNA of Acanthosepion pharaonis, 489 nucleotides long. Lineage: Eukaryota; Metazoa; Mollusca; Cephalopoda; Sepiida; Sepiidae. The record is from the annotation of a GenBank genome assembly.